UUUUCUUGUCCAGCGCUCCGUUUGCGAGCCGCCGCAACUACUCCACGGACUGUUCAAGCGCCGUGCCCUAAGCUCCGAGACAGGCCCAUUCCGACACAACAGGAGGACCACCCCCGCCGACGCCGUCGCCGAAGAACGCGACACAGACGCUUGCCCGCCCGCGGCCUUGCUGCCCAGAAACGCUGCUUUUUUCUGUGCCCAGAAACGAGACCAGCGCGCAAACACAGACACUUCCCUCCGCCGCCAUGAGCACCCAGAACACGACGCCCACGCCGUCGCCAAACCCCCUAAAGCCCACAAGGGCCGCCACGCCGUCCACCCCGCCGGCGGCCAAAACCCGCAAACGCCUCCUGGUGGAGUUCUCGACGCCAGACCCCUCCCAAGACGUGCCCUUCAGCCCGGGCUUGAAACGCAGCAGUGCGGGCCUGUUGCGGUCGCUCCGCCGCCGGCUGAACGACGCGGCCUCGCCAUACUCGGCCGCCAGCUUGCUCAAAACACCGGGGAAUCCCGACUCCGACUCCGACGGGCGCGACACGCCGCGGCAGGCCAAGCUCAUGAAAACACCCCAGUACUUCAGCCCGGGCCGCCGGCUUUUCGCCGAGGACCACAGCCCCAACAAGAAGGAGUUGGGCGAGAUCAGCUCGCAGCUCAAGAGCCGGCUCAGCCUGGCGUUCGGCUCGCUACAGCAGAAGGAGAAGGCCGGCUCCGGCAUCUCGCCCGUCAAGUUGGACUUUGCCAACGGGCCGUACGCGUCCAGCCACGACUCGCCGACGCGAAUGGCCGACGCUUUCCUGCCGCCCGCGCGGCCCGCCGCCGCGGCGUUGAACCGCACAAACAUCAAUCUACAGACGCUCCAGGCGUCCCCGCGCAUCGGGACCGCGGACCUGGCCUCGCAGCGCUCGCACGUGCCGGGCGACGACACCCAGCCCCGGCACCCUGUGUCCAUGCCGUCCCCCGACGAGGAGUCGAGCGCACACAAUGCCUUGAUGGUGGCGUUGUCGCGAGCCAAGGAGCGCAGGAAGAGCCAGAACAGCGAGUUCCGGCGGCCCUCGUUCGGGCUGGGGCUUGCCGACCAGCGCCGCGCGCUGCACCACAUGCCACACGCGCCGGGCCCCCUUCCCCCAAAACUCCCGCCCAUCAGCGUGAUCUCCCCGCCGCGGUCCGACGGAGCCUCGGAGCAAGAGGCCGUGUAUUCGCUCAUGUCGCUCUCGUCGCCCCAGGCAAACAAGCAGGAUCUCCACGCUUUGCAGGCGGCCGCGCAGAUGCAAGCACACAGCCGCGCCGAGGGCUCAGAGGGCCUGUCGCGGUCGUCCUCGGUGGCCGUGUCGGCGCCUCCCUCUCUGGCGGUGCGCAAUUACGAUGACGACGAAACGGACGUGGAGGACGGGGACGGGUCGGACAGUGACAUGACCUCGUGAGUCAUUGGCGCGAGCUCCAUAGAAGGGCCCGGCUGCCGGGGACCCCGUUCAGCAGGCAUGAACAGGUCUGGGCAGCACGGGGCCGGGGACUUGGUCUUAACUAGUAAACGCCUACUUGCGCUUCACUUCUCAAUACAGCUACAGUAACUUACGGAGGGGGCACGUUGUCGGUGACGGGUCGUGUUCAGCAUUGCGCA
Messenger RNA from Metschnikowia bicuspidata var. bicuspidata NRRL YB-4993, 1615 nucleotides. RefSeq lists its product as uncharacterized. Bases 246 to 1418 code for a protein of 390 amino acids. The record is from RefSeq and is a predicted model, not a curated record. NCBI's taxonomy places the organism in Eukaryota, Fungi, Ascomycota, Pichiomycetes, Serinales, Metschnikowiaceae. The transcript has a single exon.